This is a messenger RNA of Carassius auratus (goldfish), 1750 nucleotides long. It is a transcript of the gene bckdhbl, whose product is annotated as branched chain keto acid dehydrogenase E1 subunit beta, like. The coding region runs from base 116 to 1279 and encodes 387 amino acids. Gene Ontology annotation, molecular function: sialic acid binding. The transcript is spliced from 7 exons. Gene Ontology annotation, biological process: cell adhesion. The record is from RefSeq and is a predicted model, not a curated record. Gene Ontology annotation, cellular component: plasma membrane. NCBI's taxonomy places the organism in Eukaryota, Metazoa, Chordata, Actinopteri, Cypriniformes, Cyprinidae.
ACGACACAGGAAAUGAUGUCACGAGCCUGGUUAUGAGGAACUGGUUUAUACAAACAAGUAGGAUAGUCAACACAUGCCAGUCUAGCUAUUCAAAGAGAUCGCAGUCAACUCAAAAAUGAUGAAAUGGAGGUUACUGUCUGUUCUGCUUUUUCUGUUCAUGACUGGAUUGUGUAAUGGGUGCCUAGGGCCAGGGGGAGAUUAUAGCUUCAGAUUACGCCUAACAGAAAAGUGUAUCGAAACAGAAAGAGGACGUGUCAGGAUCCCCUGUGCGUUUACUGCUCCAAUGAGAGCGCUGUCCGGCCGACAGGUCUGGUUCAGAGGCAGUCCCGAAUUCCCCCUCAGCCCCGCCGACGUGCAGAAGAAGCCUGGACUGAUGAGACCGAUGAUUUCCACGGAAUCAGAAUGCAGUGUUGUUUUGCGGAACACACCGGACACCCCUGAGGAGUACGGCUUCAUGUUAGAAUGGGGAGCGAACGAAAGACACAUUUUUCCUGAUAGGGUUAAAGUGGCCUCAUGUCUUGCGAAAGUGGAGCUGACUCCAAGAACUUACUCCGAGAACCUUUUAGCUGGAAAGGAGACUUUUUUAAACUGUAGCCUUUCGAAGCACUGCCCUGGUAUUGAUCCAAAAAUAACCUGGAAUGGGUUCAUCUCAACCCCAAAAGUAAUGCAAAAAUCUAAAAAAGAAAUGCAUGAAUAUUCAGGGUAUUCUGAAAGGGUCCUUUAUACGCCUGUACCUGAGGAUCAUCAAGCAGAGAUCACAUGUGAAGCAAUGUUUGGGAAAAAUCAGAGUGCAAGUGCUAAAACAGUUUUGACGGUUCACUCUCAUCCUCAGAUACUGAACAGCUCUGCAUGCUCUCUGCAACAGGAUCAGCUCGCUUGUGUGUGUGUCAGUCAAGGAGUGCCUUUGCCUGAUAUUCACUGGCCUCUGCUACAAAACAAACCACAUAUUACUGAAAGCAGCGAAUCAUACGUCACUGCUAGAAGCACCUUCACAAUGACCGUUGUGAACUUCACAAGUAACAGCACUGUCAUGUGUGUCAGCAGAAACUACCUUGGUCAGACAAAUAUGACUCUUCCAGUCAACAUCACUGAAGGUCUUACAAAUGCAUAUAGGUGGACAAUCAAAGGCCUGCUGAUUGCUUUAUUCAUUAUACUGGCAUUCUGUGUGAUUUGUUUUUGGAUUAAAGCUAAAUACCAAAAACUAACAGAGGUGCCCUACAGCUCACUGGAAAAGACAGCAGAGACAAUGAACACUGAAAACAACACAAAAACACCAUGAACACUCCAAUGGUUUUUUUUGAGCAGCAAAAUAGCAAUGAUUGCACAUUUAUACUGAUAUUUGCAGAUAUCCGCUUAACACAGAUUUAUAAAAGGCACUUAAUUUCUUACAUUUUAACAAAUGGUUUAGCUCUUUACUUCUUUAAAAUGGUCACGACCUCUUGGUAUUUACAAAAGAGCCUACCUUUUUUUUAAAUGACUAAUGCUAUUCUGUUUGUAUUCAGAGCUUUACACUGAUGGAGUAAUUGCUUAUGAUUGGUUGAGAAAUAUAUAUUUAAAAAAAGUUAAUUUCUCAGGGGCAGCAGUGCUGUGUGAAAUGUACCGUUGAUACGUGUUAAAAACUUGUGCUAUUUGGAAAUGUUCCUUUUACGGUGUCCCAAGAAUAAUUUCUUAAGAUGCAUAUCCUGUGUUUAUGACCCUCAAAAUGACCCCUCUGUAUGCAUAUACAUCCAUAAACACUCUAGAAACCAAA